UUGGACGAAUUUCUAGUAAAAUGGCAACACUCGCGGCGGGAAAGAAAAAUGUGCGAAAAAAAGAAUCAGCUGUUCGUCCUCCAGACCGUAUUUCCGGUUCUUUUGUUGAGCCAGGUGAUACCACAAUGGCAGAUAUUUGGAAGUAUUCUCAGCGUCCUGACACCUCCUUUGAUCCUCAAACAAUGAACCGGUCUAUUGAUCAGAGAAGAGAUGACAGACGCCAAACAAGACAUGGUGAUCUCUCAUUCAGCAUUCUUGACAGAUCAAUAGAACCAAGAGAAGAACUAAGGAGCAAUGUAUUACAGAAUGAUCGCAUCAGAAAAUCUAUGGGAAUGUUGGAGCAAGCCACUGGGAUACAGGGGACUCCUGCACCAGGAAUAUAUCCAUUCAACCAAUCAGCAAGAACACCUGGGAGUGAGAUGAAAAGAAGAACAUAUACUCCUCAGAAACCACCCAUGACCUCAGAGUUUGAUGUUUCAGAUAUGGUUGGAUUCACACCUGCGAGAUCCUUUCUCACACCUUCAGCCAAGCUUUCCGUUUCCAUGGGUGAGCCGACACGCAACCUGCAAACCUCCAUACUGUCCAGUCCACAGUAUAAUGACUCGGUGAUGGAUCAAACGGGAAUGACCAUGGAUAUGACAAGAGCAAAUCUCCUAUUGCAAGAAGAUCCAGGUCAACUAGCAACUGAAGGGCUGUUUGAUGAAUUUCUAAGUGCCUUCAAGAAACAUCAAUCCUUGACCGAUGUCUUUGCCUUGGUGUCCGAGUAUGAGCGUCUCUGCCAUGAACAGGUCACUAUGCUAGACAGACUCAUGACAAAAACAAUACCCAGUCAGAAAAGCUUUUCACGCACGCUUCAGGUACUUCGUCUCCUGACCCAGGAGAAAGCUACGUGGCGUCUGAUUGGUUCAUUGUAUCAAGACCGACAGAUGUCAGCUGAAGACCAAGAUGGUGCUGGUAUCACUCUCGACAGAAUCCAUACUGAGCAUCUCAGCGAAAGAGAAAUUGUAGACUCUUUGUUUGAGAGGGACGCCAUCAUCAGACAGCAUCAGAUUGUGGUAGAUUGGUUGGAAAGCAUAGCAGCGGAUCAGUCUGCAUUCUCAUACAACAAAGUACAGUUCUACUCACAUUCAGUUUGCUGGGAAAAUACCCUCCAUGAAUUGCAGCAGAGGGCAGUCUCCGGUUCGGCAACGAGAGAGUCGUUGGUGACCUCACUUGACCCUGACGCCCCUGUCCGAGAGAACAAACCAUUGGCUGACCUAGACAAGGAAGAUGAGAUCAAGCUGCUUCUCAAUGUCUUUGCCAACAUCCGGGCUGGGAGGUUGGAGGAGGCCCAAAGGCUGUGCAAAGAAUCUGGUCAAGCGUGGAGGGCUGCGUCGCUAGAGGGUUGGAGGUUAUAUCAUGAUCGCAAUAUGAACUCAGUUGAAAACUCUGGUGAGCUUGCCCCAAUAGAGGGCAACACGUACAGGGACGUCUGGAAGAAUGUGUGCUGGAGAAUGGCGGAGGAUGAGAGGUUCCACCUGUAUGAGAGGGCCAUCUAUGCUGUCCUUAGUGGAAACCUGAGAGAGUUGCUACCAGCUUGUAACCUUUGGGAAGACUGUCUUUGGGCAUACUUCAAGGUUCUAGUCGACCAAGAGGUGGAGAGAGAGAUCCGGGACCAACUGAGAUCAGACAGGGCACUUCAACCUUUGCCUCAGGGCUAUUAUACAAAAGACCUCACACUGCCCAAGAUUUUCCAAGAACUUCAUGCACAUCCCAAUCAAAAAGUGGAAUCUCAGGCCAAGGAGAAGCUUCACCUUAUUCAGAAGUACAUCAUACUGGGUGAUAUUGACACCCUCCUUGAAGAAAUGAGUGAAUGGUUGAGAGAGAUUAACCCUCGUCCUUCUCAUCAUCUAGUCCGUUUCAUGGCUCAUCUAGCUUUAACAUUGCGAUCUUUAGGACUGUCAACCAGAGAUGAGAUAUGUAUCUCUGUCAUUGAGGCCUACGUCAAGGAUCUGAUUUCAGAAGAGAAGACUGAGCUGGUUGCUAUAUAUGUUGCACAGCUUCCCCCUGAUCUCCAGGUCAUGUGGUACGCAAAGUUUCUGGAAGGUAUCCAUGCCAAGGAUCAGAGGCAGUACUGCUUACAACUAGCUGAAGAUGCAGGGUUGGAUGUAGCAGCAAUCACCAAGAAGGUCGUAGAGACCCUGAGAUUUAAAGAAGACGAAGAGCCGGGUGCAGAUAUCAUACGCACGGCAGCACUGGAAGCAGCUACAUCACAGGAGGAUCGCCGAAAGAUUGAGGCCAUAGACUGGUUAGUGUUUGAUCCAUCACAGAGAGCUGAAGCCGUCAAACAAUGCAAUGCCAUCAUCAGAACUUUCCUCGCCACUAAGAAGCAUGACGCUGCCAGGGAAGUCUUCAAGAAGCUUCCAGAAGACUCUAUUGAUGUGAUCCUCAGGAAUUGGAGGGCCAUGGCUGGAUCUGUUCCACCUCCUAUACAGGAUGCCAAUGCUAUCAGAGAAUAUCUCUGCAUCAAAGCCUAUCUGGAUGCCUUGGAUGCUUACAAUGAUUGGUUUGCUCACUACCACAAUAAGAAGCCUAGUCCUCCUUCCCUACCAGAGGAUGCUAACUUUCAUGACAGAGUACGCUACGAACACGAGCACAAGGAAUACGAGAUGGAACUAGAGAGAUGGGAACAGAGUGUACUAGCACUCACCAGGGGAGUAUCCGAUACCAUGUACAAUGUGCUUCUCUUUGUGGAUGGGGGAUGGAUGGUCGACCAGACUUUCGAUGAUGAUGAGGAAGAAGUUGAUGAGGUUCGUGUAAGUCAGAUGCAGAGGUUACGAGAGCUGUGCCUGCCGAGGAUGUGCCUUCUCCUUCACUCGGUUCUUCAUUCCACACACCAGUACAAGGAUUGCCUGAUACUGGCUGAUGUCAUCGCAUCGGAGCAGCACCAGCUUUAUAAGGUGUUCAGCAAGCCUGAAUUGAAACAAGUUCUCUCGCGUCUUAGGGAGUCGUCACUGCAACUCUUAGAUCAAAGUCUUGAUGCGUUAGGUUAUGAAAUUGCAUCAUGAUCAUAUGACCAGACACUAAACCAGACCAGACAAUAAAAUUCCCAAACUACACUAAGGAUGGGACGAAUCUUGCCUCACAAUAAACUAGGUCACCCAACUCACUCAUAAAGUGUAACCAAUAUGCAUCACCAGAGAAUUGUAAUACAGUCAAAAUUUAUGUGAAGGCAACACAAUUCCCCAUUGCUUAAUCAUUUUGUGUUAGAAGGCCAAGCUCCAAUGUAUUUAUAAUAUAUCAAGAAUGAGAGAAGAAUACAGGGCCAUUCUGAUCAUUCUGAUAUCCUUCAUUUCAUUAAAAAAAAAGGUUUCUUUUAUCUACUCUAUCUAUCUAAAUCAGGCCCCUCCCCCCUCAACAUUUUUUACGAUAAAUCUGUAACGCGAAAAGAUCACGCCCUAAAGUUUCAUGACUUUUUUCCUUCAAGUCUCGUGCAACUUUUUAACUUUCUCGAUGCGGGGUUACACCGUUCUGAAGUUACUUAGAAUUGUGUAAAUGUAUGUCAGACCCAAUAUUAAAAACAUGAGUUCAUGUACAAAUCCAAUGCAAAUUAUGGAUGUAGCCAAAAUUCAUAAAUAUAUCAUCAUUUUUGUCUCGCCUGCAUAGCAGAGCGAGACUGUAGGCGCCGCUUUUCCAACGGCGGCGACGUCGUCAACAUUGAAAUCUUAACCAAGGUUAAGUUUUUGAAAUGUCAUCAUAACUUAGAAAGUAUAUGGACCUAGUUCAUAAAACUUGGACAUAAGGGUAAUCAAGUAUUACUGAACAUCCUGCGGGAGUUUCAGGUCACAUGUCCAAGGUCAAAGGUCGUUUAGGGUCAAUGAACUUAGACCAUGUUGGGGGAAUCAAUGUAAAAAUCUUAACCAAGGUUAAGUUUUUGAAAUGUCGUCAUAACUUUGAAUGUAUAUGGACCUAGUUCAUGAAACUUGGAUAUAAAGAUGAUAGUGUAUCCCUGAAUAUCCUGUGCGAUUUUCAGGUCAUAUGACCAAGGUCAAAGGUCAUUUAGGGUCAACGAACUUUGAUAAUGUUGGGGGUAUUUGUGGAAUUGUCAUCAUAACUUUAAAAUUUGAUAGAUCUAGUUCAUAGAAACUUGGGACAUAAGAGUAACCAUGUAUCCCUGAAUAUCUUGUGCUUGUUUCAGGUCACAUGACCAAAAUCAAAGGUCAUUUAGGGUCAAUGAACUUUGGCCAUGUUGGGGGUAUUGGUUGAAUUGGCAUCAUCACUUAAAAAGUUUAUAGAUCUACACAGUUUAUGAAACAUAGAUAUAAGGGAUAUUCAAGUUGUUUUGCACAUGUCUGAGGUCAUAUGAUCAUGUUCAAAGGUCAUGUUGGGUAAAUGGACAUUGUAUUUUAUUAUCAUAUGAGUGUUUUCUUUUAUGAAUAAUUAUUUGAUAGCUGUUUUCAAAGUCAGCACUGCUGGUAUAUCAAAUCGCAUAAUGCAGGCGAGACUGCCAGAGGCGUUCCACUUGUUAUUUGUACUGAUUAAAAGUAAUUGAUUUCAUGUUAUUUAUGACUGAAAAAGUGUUGCCAAUAGUUUCCAUAAAAACAACAAUGAAAACCAUAAAGUAAAAUAAACAGAGAAAUGCAUAAGAAAUUAAAUAAGCAAUGAAAUACAUAAGAAAAAACUUUUUUUUUAAAGUAAUCAUAAGAAGAGUGUCAAGACCAAAAUCUAGCAGUUUCGGGCUAUAUUUUAAGAUUAACAGCCAGUUUAUGUUUUAAUGCAUUAAUUAGCAUAAUUGAUUAAUUCAAUUGACAAUUUAAUUGUGGAGGUUACAUCAUAGAUGAUGUGUGUGACAAUUUUUGUCACAAUCGCGUGAUCAAUGGCCGAGAUCUGAGGAGGGGGUGUUUUUGCCCCCCCCCCCCCCACUAUAAGGGUUAAGUCUUCCAGUAAAUAGGUGUUCUUUUUCGAGAAAGGACAUGUAAUACAGGCUUCACAAAAUCUAGAAUUUGUACUCUCAUUCGAGAGAGCGAAAUAGAGUUGUUUAUGUUUUAUGUAUUUUUGAAUCCUUCAAAAGGGAAAGUUGUUUGUGUAACAGCGCACAUCUUGGUUGCAUUAUAUUGCCUAAUGAUAAUGUGACUUAUAAAGCGCCAAAUCCUCUCUGUAGAGUGCUCAAGGCGCAUAAAGAGCUAAGUGUUAAAUAAAAAAGUUUUUUAGAAGAUUUUUGAAAGUUUCGACAGAGGUACAUUUUUUUAUGUCUUCAUGAAGGCUAUUCCACAAAGUGGGGCAUGCAAAAGCAAAUGAUCUUUCCCCCCAGGUUUUUGAAACUUUUGGAAUAACAAGGAAGCCAGAAGUGGAUGAGUACAAAGACCUGCUUGGUCUGUAGUAAUUGAUUAAUGAAAGACUAUUUUGGUGCUGAUCCAAGAAUACUAUGAAAAGCCUAUGGGACAAUCUCCAUAACAUUAGUGUUUUGUACAUUCAAAUGCUCAAUAACUUACAUUUCUUGUCCAUUUUUUCACAAACCUUCAUCAAAAUCUUACAGAUUUAUCUUUUUUUUUACACAACCUAACUUUUUCCAAAAUUUUUGUUUUCCAUGAAUGGUAAUAUUUUUGUCAAUAUUCCAUAUUAUUUUUUCUGUUAUUUGUGUCAAAUACUUAAAGAAUCAUGACUGUCAAAUGUAUAUUGUAUAAAGUGACUUUCUACUCACAUUCUUUUGUUAGAUGAACCAUGUUCCUAUGGAAGAAACCACAAUGUUAUUUUGUAAAUAUAAGCUGCUGAUAAAAAUAAUGAACAAAUCCUGUA
Messenger RNA from Lytechinus pictus (painted urchin), 5775 nucleotides. RefSeq names its product nuclear pore complex protein Nup107-like. The transcript has 24 exons. The record is from RefSeq and is a predicted model, not a curated record. Gene Ontology annotation, cellular component: nuclear pore; nuclear pore outer ring. NCBI's taxonomy places the organism in Eukaryota, Metazoa, Echinodermata, Echinoidea, Temnopleuroida, Toxopneustidae. The coding region runs from base 21 to 3047 and encodes 1008 amino acids. Gene Ontology annotation, biological process: mRNA export from nucleus; protein import into nucleus; post-transcriptional tethering of RNA polymerase II gene DNA at nuclear periphery. Gene Ontology annotation, molecular function: structural constituent of nuclear pore.